CAGCAUCCCCUCGCCGUCGACCAGCAGUGGUUCCAUCCACCUGAAGAUUUCUGAGACAGUUCUCAUUACCAGCGGUGGCAGCGCAGCACUUGGAAAGGGUGAAUCAAUGUGAGAGAGAGAGGGAGAGAGAGAGAGGGAGAGAGAGAGAGAGAGCGAGAAGACAGCCUCGGCGGCGGCAGCGGCUCUGCAGUGGAAUACGCUUCAGUUUGAGGGAAGGUGAGAGCGUUUUCUCUCUCUCUGGAGUUACCCACCAGGCGUUUGAGACAAACAUUCAGGACUUAAUCGCAUCAUCAUCAAAUAAAAGUAACUCCCGGGUCCUUCUCACUUCACAAAAAAACGUCAACGUCAAAUUCCCAGACGACACGUCGAGGGGGGAAAAAGGGAAUAACAUCUGUUCAUCUGCAUAUUUCUGUGCGGGGAUAAAAGUAGCGGAAAAAGCACAUAGAUUUGACGGAGGACCAAACAAUUCUCACAGGAUGUGGAACUAGAGGGUACAAAUUGCAGCUGGAGAAUAAAGGGAAAGUAAACAUUUUCUCGCAAAUCCACCAGUGUGGAGUCACCUCACCUGUACCUCCGGAUUAAAGAGCAGGGUCAUGUCCCAGUUGCCAUGCGCAUUGCCACGCUGACCUGCCUUUCCGGCCCUUCCCCCUUCCUCUUUUUACUGGCCCAGCUGCUAUUGCGGCUCCUCCUCCCUGGGCCGGAGUUGGUGGGAGCCGCCUCGCCCUGCCCCUCCCUCUGCACCUGCUCCAACCAGGCCAGCCGAGUCAUCUGCACCAGGCAAAACCUGGAGGAAGUGCCCGAGAGCAUAUCAGUCAACACACGUUACCUCAACCUGCAGGAAAAUUCAAUACAGGUUAUCAAGUCUGACACUUUCAAGCACUUGAGGCAUCUGGAGAUCCUCCAACUCUCCAAGAAUCAGAUCCGUCAGAUUGAAAUUGGCGCAUUCAAUGGCCUCCCCAACCUCAACACACUGGAGCUGUUUGACAACCGCCUCACACUGGUGCCAUCACAUGCCUUUGAGUACCUCAGCAAACUGCGGGAACUGUGGCUGCGCAACAACCCCAUUGAGACUCUGCCAGGCUAUGCCUUCCAUCGUGUGCCCUCGCUACGUCGCCUAGACCUGGGGGAGCUCAAGAAGUUGGACUAUAUCUCUGACGCAGCCUUCGUGGGCCUCAUCAAUCUACGGUACCUGAACCUGGGCAUGUGUGGACUGAAGGACAUUCCUAAACUGACAGCCCUUGUGCGUUUGGAGGAGUUGGAGCUGUCAGGAAAUCGGCUGGAGAUCAUCCGACCUGGUUCCUUUCAGGGCUUAGUGUCUCUCCGUAAACUGUGGCUCAUGCACUCACAAGUGUCUGUCAUUGAGCGCAAUGCCUUUGAUGACCUGAAAAACCUGGAAGAGCUCAACCUCUCCCAUAAUUCCCUCCACUCCUUGCCCCAUGAUCUCUUCACACCCCUUCACCAGCUGGAGAGGGUACACCUUAAUCACAACCCCUGGGUCUGCAACUGUGAUGUACUUUGGCUUAGUUGGUGGCUGAAAGAGACGGUACCUAGCAACACCACCUGCUGUGCCCGCUGUCAUGCUCCUCCAUUCUUAAAGGGCAAGUACAUUGGAGAACUUGACCAAAGGCACUUCAUCUGCUUUGCUCCCGUAAUUGUGGAGCCACCGACAGACCUCAAUGUCACUGAAGGUAUGGCUGCUGAGCUGAAGUGUCGCACAAGCACCUCCAUGACGUCUGUCAACUGGAUCACUCCUAAUGGCACGCUGAUGACCCACGGCUCUUACCGGGUGCGGAUAUCGGUUCUUCAUGACGGCACACUCAACUUUACAAAUGUCACCCUGCGAGAUACAGGCCAGUACACCUGCAUGGUCACCAAUGCUGCUGGCAAUACCACAGCAACUGCUGUCCUCAAUGUCACCGCUGCUGAUGCCAGUGUCAAUUACACAUACUUCACAACAGUCACUGUGGAGACAGUGGAAACCACCGGGGAGGAAGAUUCUGCACUGGUCGCCACCAACGAGACCUUCAUCAGUGUUCACCCUGGCCCAACUCACUCAGGCCACUUGUGGUUGGAGGGAGUUUCUACCACUGCAUCUUCUUUGUCAGCUGGCUCCUCUGCCUCUCCCCGGGCCACCAGACCCACCUUCACUGUGCCCAUAACUGAGCCAGGCUUCUCAGGUCUAGAUGAUGUGAUGAAGACCACCAAGAUCAUCAUUGGCUGCUUCGUAGCCAUUACUUUCAUGGCAGCGGUGAUGCUGGUGGUGUUCUAUAAGCUGAGGAAACAGCACCAGCUGCAUAAACACCACGGCCCUGCUCGUGCCAUCGAGAUCAUCAAUGUGGAGGAUGAGCUCGGGGCCGGGGCCAGUAGUCGAGGCAGCGGCAUCUCUGGAGGCUCCACUGUGGCACAGAGUGGGAGUAGUGGAAUAGGAGGGGGCCAGAGCCUCCGGCUGCACCACCCAGAGAUGGUCAACCUCCCGAACCUGGCCCGAUCAGAGCACCUUAACCACUAUUACAAAACCCAUCACUUCAAUAACAACAUGAUGGGACUGGGAAUGGGUACAGGUUCUGGUAUGGGCCUCAUCAACAACAACAACAACCCCUCGCCUUGCUCUCAGAACACAUCCUUAUCCUGUUCCAAACCCUCCACUGGUGGGGGAACAAAUGCAGUUGGCACCUUGCCCUCACCUGUGCCCUUGCCCCAGUUGGGUCUCCACAGUUCUCUGAAAGGCCUAAUGGGGAAAGGCCAAAAUGAGCCACUGCUCUUUAAGAGCUGCUCUAAAGAAAAUGUGCAAGAGACUCAAAUCUGAGUAAAAGUGAGAGUGGAAUUUAAGAGGUAAGGAGAAAGGGAUGCUGGAUAGAAACGAUGACAGAGAAAGCACUUGUUAUGAGUAUAUGAGACUGAUUGUAGCCUACUGUCCUUAUGGACAGGUUCCAGCAGAGAUGAAAUUUCACAUAGUCACUGCUUUGUGUGAAGCAGAUGGGAAGACUGAAGGAGAGAGAGGACAAAAUCUGACCACCUGUAAUCACACACCCAAUGUAAACAUCAGAAUCACCCAGUUAUCUCUGCAACCAGCUAUAGUAUUUGCCACAGUCCAAGAGCAAGGGAAGCUCUUUCCGUUUGCGUCCAAAAUCAGAGUGGAAUGAAUGACACACAUGUGCAGUAACUCGCUUUAGGUUUUCUACAGAUCACUUCUUAUAUAUCCAGACACAUUCAGUGUAUAUAUUUGGAAGGAGGUGAAAUAUUGGCUCUUGACUGUGUUGUCAGAUUAGUGUUUGGCAGAGACACCGAACAACAAUGGUUUGGGUGGAUGGUAUCGUCCUAGGUUUCCAAGAAGCAGGAAAACAGAACAGAGAAAACAAAAUCAGAGCAGUCUUCUAUCCAGGACACACGUAUCGCACUAAUAGUUUGCAGGGAGACAAAACAACAACAGUUGUUUUUUUUCAAAAGAGGUUUCACUCUCACUUUUUUUCAUACCUUACUGGCUACUAUCAUGUUGUUUGAAGAAGGAAAGAAACCAAAUGAGUUACCAUGGGAGAAGAGGAAACAUCUCAUGGCAUAAAGGACAAUGGAAGAUAAAUAAGAAUAUAAAGGGACUGAAAGUACAUAUUAUAUAUACCGUAAAUAUAUUUUCAUUCAAAGAAAUUAAUUAUAAAGAAUCCUUCUCAAGCGCUGCUUGAAAACUACGUCUGAAGAAUAUAUAAAACAACACAUAAAUACACAGCUGUUGUAGUGGCCCUUCCUUACAACUUCUCUCCACUUGGAACAAGAUGGCCGCUCUUGACUGUGCUGCUCAAGGACACGUGGGAGAGAGGCAUCCGUUGAAAUGGAGAUAAAACAACAGCCUGGCAACGUGAAUUUGAGUACAUUUAUUUUGGUCUGGACUUUUUUGUAGCCACACAAAGUGUUUUUUCCUUCCUGACGCAUUCGCAUUAACAGGGUCAUUGAAGAAAAUAUGAAAUACGACAGCAACGCCUCAUCAUUUGGUAUGCAGCUCAGCUACAGUGAUAAUAAUAAUGAUCGAAAUGGUAAUAAUGAGAACAAGCCAUGCAAUUAUUAACACAUUAAUGAUCAACAGUAGCUUAUGUUACUAAAAAGUUGCACAUGCUGAUUUAGCAGAGCAGUGCUGUCUAAAAAAAAAACCCUCAACCCAUUUCUAGAUUUGAUCGACGAUAUUGUUAUUUCGUUAUCAUUAUUAUCAUUCAAAUGAUCAUUAUUGUUACUACCUGUGCCUAAAAAAAAGCUGAGAAGUCCUUUUUUUUUUUUCAUUUGUAUAUGACACUGAAGGUGUUUUAUGACUGAUCCUGUUGGACCUCAGCUGAUGAACAGCAGUGGGACAUCAUUGUGCCACUAAGUGAACACGUUCAUCAGCAGGGAAUAACCUGGCCCUCAAAAUGGCUUCCUCCAGCUAGCCUCCACUGACGUGUCAAGCAGUCAGGACCCCUCAUAUAAUCACGCACUAAAGACAGGACAUGAACCUUUGAAGACUGCUCCUUUGCAGAGGAUCAUUUUCUCAACUGUAUCUCAGUGUUAACAUGUAUGAGUGGAUUUCAUGGCAGCGCGGAGCUAAAUGGACAACAGGCAUUGCCAAGCAUUUUUAAAGGUAAGCGAAGUUUGUUGGGGUGAAGGAGAAAGUGACACACACAGUACAGUAUACAGUCGUGACGGAAUCUUUUUCUAAAGAAAAUGGACAAUUCAAUGAAAAAAUAUAGAACCUUAUAGAUCUCUUUUAAAAAAAACAAACAAACAAAACAAAACUAUAUACGUGUUUUUUCAUUUUGGGUUUUUAUCUAGUUUUGAUUAUUUUCAGUUUUUUAAAUCAAGUGUUAUCUUUAUUGUAAUAUUGUUAUUGUUAUUAUAAUUAGCUAAUUACACUGGUUAUAAUUAUGAACGAUGUUCUGUUAGCAGAGGUCACUUUGAAAAAUUAAAAAAACCUGGCACAUAAAAUGACGGUCUGUGAAAUCUGGUGGCUAUUUUUGUUUUUACCUUUUGUUUGAAUCAACUUUAUUUGCAGUAUCACUCUUUGUAUCCCUUUGGCUCUGCUUUGGGAGGAGACACAGCGAAUGUGAAAUGAUCAGCACUGGGUCCUUGUUCUCUGCACAGGGGGACAGGAAAGACCCUGCUCUGGUUUACACGCUCACUCAUUGGCGUUCUGUGCUUUCCUGAAUGUCAUCGCCAUCACAGUGCUCAGAGUGCGAUGGCGCUAUGUCAACACCUCGUUGCCACGACUACACACUCCAAUGUACCAAACAGAGUCACCAUCGGCGCCUCGUAAAUCCACCUUGUUGCCCCUUGUCAGUCACAUUCCUUAGAGGUGCCAUAUCUCGACGAGCCGGGUAGUGUUCCUCCAGUGGUAGCAAAUCAACCUGAGCACUGUACCCAUGUUCUUGCAUAAAAUGCCCCUCUCCUCUCCUCUCCUCCCCCUCCUCCAGCUCCAACCCUCAGCAUCCUGACAUCAGGUUUCCUUGGCAACUGUUGCCGCUGCAACAGCCCUUAUCACAGCGUCUUGAUUUGGGUUUAGAAUGUUAAACAGAUGAGAGCAGAAUGGUAUAGAAUCUCAUUUGUGUGCACAAGCAUCCAAAGAUCCCCCCCCCCCCCCCCUUUUCUGCCAGGUAAUUUUCCCCAAUAAUGUCCUUUGUCGACAUAUUUGAUUAGUUUACGCCAAUAACUAUAUUUUGUGUGCCGCUGACUUUCUGUAACUGAGUCAUGCGAUUUAGACAAAUAUGUCCCCUAUGCGUUUAAUUUGCAUGUGCCCCACACCGUUGCUUAACUCAUUUGUGCACGCUGCACUUGUGUUUAACACUCAUACCCUGCAUCAGUCAUUUACAUAUUCCUUUCCCAGCACAGGGGAUCCAUACACUCAUCUGGAGUUAUUUACAUAUUCAUCUGCCUAUGUGUGUGCAAACGACAGAGACAUUAUCAUGUGGGGUACGAGUGUGGUGUGUUUCAUAUGCAUCGGUGGCUGAACGCAAGGACUGUUACAAAAGCUAUUACCCCUUCAUUCCUCAGAUAAUGCAUGCCCUGCCUAUUGCCUGUAGUAGCUCAUCACUUACGGAAGCAUUGUAUAGCUCCUACAGCUUCUGUCAAGUGGCGCAAACCAGAGGCCGUGUUAUCGAUGUUUCGGCGUAAGAGAGAGCAUCGGUUGAGCCAGAGACACACAGUCACGGCGCUGCAGUGUCUGAGUCACAGAGCACUGAACACACUCCCAACACUCUAAGGGAAAUGCUGUGUUUACUGUGCAGGAAGGGAUCUGCUCUUUCACCCAUUCAGGGAAUAGGUGAAAAAACACCAGUUUAUGUGUGGAUUAUAUUAUAAAUGUAUACAGCAGGAAGAAAUCAGGACAUUUGAAGCCUUAUGUUGUUUAUGGCAAAGGAUAUUCAAAUAAUGUUGCAACACUGCUCUAGCUAGGUGUUGAGUGAGGCAGUCAGAUCUCCAUUUUAUAUCCCCAUUUAAAACCCGCCCUGUCUUUCUCCUUCUGCUUCAGGCUACUUUUAUGAUCCUCUCACUGACACUUCAAGUAAAAACAGGAAUUCUUUCUUUUUUUUCCCACUUAAGCAGCUCUCCCUCCUCCUCUUAUUUCCUCCCUCUCGCCACGUCGGUAUCAGCCCAAGUGAUGAAAGGUCUGCUCAAACAGGUUGACCUCUCCAUUCCACAGAACAUCCCCAGCCUCUUUUAGCGCUUUGUCAAUCUGCCACGACGAGCUGAGAAGGGUCAAGGCCAGCGGCAGCUCUUGUUUACCUCCCAUCUUUAGCCAGCUAGUCAAGGUUAGGGUUGUCAUUUUUGGAUUGUGCCAUUUGUUUUUAAUUGUCUUGGAAUGGCUUGGUUUUAAACGAGAGUCAAACCUGCCGGUGAAGUGAUUUUUAACGUGCAGUUUCAGUGUCUGUAUUUGUGGUUAAUGUGGUUGAAUCGUUGUAAUUGUAAUGAUACACACUAAACGGAUUGGGCCUGCUGUCUUAUUGUGGAUGGGAUCACGUGUAAUCACAGGUAUGAGGGCGAUUCAGGUUCAGCGUGAUGCUCUUUCUGGCCGGCAGUGUGCAGGGCCAUGCCAGUCCCUGAGGGAGGUGUUGCACACACGUUAACCUCGGAACUAUAAACAGCGGUGUGAGCUUCACACUGCUUAAAUUCUUUUCUCUUCUUUUCUCUCACCCCUCCCUUUAAAAAAUAGCAGCGAAGUGACAGCACAUGACAAUGCAUUAUUGAUACCCCUGGUGUCACUGAUAUGUGUGCUUAUGCACCAGUGCUCACUUUUAACCCAUAGAGUGGCCAAAUACUGCUGUAAAUGAUAUGCAUCAUUAUUGCAAGCCACUGUGUCACUGAGGCCCCGUCCAAAAGCAGUCCUGCCUCCCCGUGCCUCUGCUGUGGGGUGUUUGGCAGUAAGGGGCUGGUUUCGUCACUAUCACACUGGUUGUGUGAGAUCGAUUUGGUUGCACCAGUUUUGAGAUGCCCGUGUCGGGUUAUGAGAGAUUUUAUUUCUGUCACGGCAAUGUCUGCGUAUGUUGGAGAUUGAGAUGCGAUGUCACGCGAACAAUUCUCGAUGGCAUCUCAUGUGAAAACGCUGCCCAGCAGCCACAUCGCCAUGUACACACACACACACACACACACACAGACAGACGCACACAUGCAAACACACUCUGACAUUGAACCAGUGAUUUAUCGAUCGAGAAGGGGCUUUCUUAAUCUAUGUGCAGCUGAGUGCAGUGGAGGUUGCCACGGACCUCUCAGCUGCUGCCACUCACGUGCGUG
This is a messenger RNA of Solea solea (common sole), 7740 nucleotides long. It is a transcript of the gene lrrc4ba, whose product is annotated as leucine rich repeat containing 4Ba. Gene Ontology annotation, cellular component: plasma membrane. Bases 608 to 2806 code for a protein of 732 amino acids. The transcript is spliced from 3 exons. Gene Ontology annotation, molecular function: protein binding. The record is from RefSeq and is a predicted model, not a curated record. Lineage: Eukaryota; Metazoa; Chordata; Actinopteri; Pleuronectiformes; Soleidae.